Molecule: messenger RNA, 1197 nt
Organism: Eimeria acervulina
Lineage: Eukaryota; Apicomplexa; Conoidasida; Eucoccidiorida; Eimeriidae
Exons: 3
Coding region: 1-1197 (398 amino acids)
Biological process (GO): translational elongation
Cellular component (GO): cytoplasm; nucleus
Molecular function (GO): translation elongation factor activity
Source: RefSeq, a predicted model, not a curated record
AUGAAACUCUUCUGCAAACCCAAAGACUUCCACGCCUGCAAAGUCAAGCUCGUCGCUGCCUUUGCGAAUGUCCCGAUAGAAACACAAGAAGUUCAAGCUGAUAAGGAUGGGAACUUCAGCAUUCCUUGCUGUGAGAAGGUGCUGCAGCUUCCAGCAUUGAACACAGAUAGAGGUUUUUGUAUAUUAGGCAGCGGAGCAAUAGUCAGACAUCUUUCUCGUCUUCAUCAAGAGUUAUCUCUCUACGGCGAGACUCUGCAGCAAGCAGCAGAAGUAGAUGUGUGGCUUGACUUGGUGCAGCUGCGUUUGGAGAUACCGCUGGUGUCUCUUGCUGCAGCAGCAGCAGCAACAGCAGCAGAGCUGAAGAAACAAGUGCAGAAGGAUGUAGAAGCAGCUCUUUCUGCUGCAGAUAAACAUAUGCAUCAUCGAACAUACCUUGUUGGAGAGAGGAUAACAUCAGCAGAUAUAUGUUUUGCUGCUGCUGUAGUGUAUGCACAGCACCUCUUAGGAGAGGGUUGCAUUAAGCCGUACUCUCAUCUCUCUCGCUGGUUGCAGCUAAUAACAAAUCAGCAGCAGUUUAAGAAGAUGUCAGCUUCCUGCUCUUUCAGCAGCAGCAGCAGCUGCAGCAGCAGCAGCAAGACGGCUCCAAAACCAGCAGGAACACCUGGAGCAGCAGCACAACAGCAACAACAGCAACAGCAGCAGCAGCAGCAGCAGCAAGCAGCAGCAGCACAAGUAGUAGAGAGCUCACUUGAUAUGAACGAAUGGAAGAAGGUUUAUUCAAACACACAAGACUUAAGAGGGGUAGCUAUGAAGUGGCUGUGGGAUCAUGUCGAUGAGCACUGCAGCUUCUUCUUGAUGGAGUAUGAGAAGAUAGAGGGCGAGUGCACUGUAACAUAUUUAACUUCAAAUCAGCUAGGAGGCUUUCUUCAAAGGGUAGAUAAUAGCAUGCGUAAAGACUCAUUUGCUGUUAUUGAUGUCGUCGGUAAAGAACCUUCUCUAGAUAUUGAAGGCGUCUGGUUCUUCAGGUGUACAGACAUCCCGAAGCAGAUGUGCGAUCAUCCCUCUUUUGAGUAUAACAAAUGGACUAGGCUAAACCCUCUUCAAAACAAAGAGCAUAAAAAACUUAUUGAAGACUACUUCUGUAAUGAUGAUCAAGUUAACGCAAAACCUAUUGCAGACAGCAAAGUCUGGAAAUAA